Messenger RNA from Rotaria sp. Silwood1, 870 nucleotides. The record is from the annotation of a GenBank genome assembly. NCBI's taxonomy places the organism in Eukaryota, Metazoa, Rotifera, Eurotatoria, Philodinida, Philodinidae.
AUGAAACCAGCAAUCGGAGAUGGAAAACGGAUUGCACAAGAUUAUCUUGAACAACAUCGUGAUCAAUCGAUCAAGUCAAUACUCGAUCAGCUUUUGGCACUUCCUCGAGUUCAAACUCCUCCUUCACCUCCACCACUACCACUUCAAACAAUCAUACCGACAACCUCUAUUUCCACCAGUUCGUCUAUCAACGAUGAUGAAUUGGAAGCACGAAAGCAUUUGGAACAAGGCGAAAUCGAUUUGGCUUUAGCUGCCUAUCGACGUAUUCAUCCUACGGGUGAAGAUUUUUGUGACACAUUAGCUGAUUUGGGCAAUAUUCAUCAUUGUCGUGGUCAAUAUGAUUUAGCUUUGGUUUAUCAUCGGCGUGCUCUUACUCUUCGUGAACGUGUUCAUCCAAAUGAUGUCGCUGCUCAAGUAGCCAGUUUACUUGCAAUUGGCAAUGCUCAUUGGGCUCGUCGAGAAUUCGAUAAAGCUAUUGAAAUGACACAACGUGCUUUGUCUUUGCAAGAGACUCUGCAACUAGUCAACGAGGUUCCUGUCGGUACCAUUUUAGCCACACUCGGCAACAUUUAUCAAGAUUCUGGAAAACAUCACCAAGCUCUCGAGAUGUGUACGCGAGCAUUAGCUAUUUUCGAAAGAAAUCUCCCAGCCUAUUCACAGGUUAUAGCUGAAUUAUUAGAAGAAAUGGGCGCCAUUCAAUUGGAUCUACGUACACUAGAUGAUGCUAAGCAAAGUUUUGAACGCGUUGUCGACAUUUACACGAAAGUCCUACCACAAAGACAUCCCAAUCGAGUGUCAGCGGAAAUCGAUCUUGAACGUGUUAUUCGGCUGAUCCAGAAGAAAAAAAGCAAAUUAAAAAAACACACCUGA